Somion occarium is the source of this 1410-nucleotide messenger RNA. NCBI's taxonomy places the organism in Eukaryota, Fungi, Basidiomycota, Agaricomycetes, Polyporales, Cerrenaceae. The record is from the annotation of a GenBank genome assembly.
GCCUUCUCACGCUGCUCAGCGCCGCCAAGCACUUGCUCACUGUGUACCGCGACGACGACGACAACUAUGAUUCUCCUCGAGCCUCACAACUAUAUUAUUCAAACGACUCUUGCCGAGAAAUGCAUCAAACCGAGCACUCUCGAUGUCCAAUUCGUCGACUUUGAUGGCGUACGGUUUCAUCUCUCGUCUACGGAUCGCAAGACUUCUCUUCUGCUGUCGAUGAGCAUUCGGUGCUGGGAUGAGCUUGUCAACUAUGGCGUGAACGAUGUCCUCAAGCGCGAGUACGGAGCGAUGGUCAGGGCAGAGCCAGAACCAGAGUAUAACGUCAGUCUAGAUAUUGACUUGGAACAAGUCCCCCCUGAGGGUGAGGAACGCGAUGCUCUCAUCAAGUCUAUCGCGUUAAUCAAGCGCAAUGUCCUUGCUGCCCCUUUCGAGCUCGCGUUUCAAACACAGAAGCAACUGGAGGCGUCAGGAUCUGGUCAGGGCGAUCUUAUGGCCAUGCAUUAUCGAGACGAAGAGGCGAUCUAUGUGCAAGCUUCACCGGAUCGAGUUACCGUCAUCUUCUCUACCGUCUUCAAGGAGGAGACCGACCGCAUAUUUGGUAAGGUCUUCCUCCAGGAAUUCGUUGAUGCUCGUCGUCUGCCAACUAUUCAAAGCGCUCCUCAAGUCCUCUAUACAACGCGAGAGCCACCUCUGGAGAUUCGCCAUGUCCCUGGCCUGAUUGAUUCUGACGACGUCGGUUAUGUCACAUUCGUCCUAUUCCCUCGUCACUUCAUCAACCCUGAAGUUGCGUCCGCAACGAUCAGUCACAUCCAGCUUUUCCGUGACUACCUUCAUUACCACAUCAAGUGCUCCAAAGCAUACAUGCACUCCAGGAUGCGCCACCGCGUGACCGAGUUCCAGAAGGUGCUGAACAGAGCCAAGACGGAAGUUGCAGUCACGGAUAGGAAAACAGCGAGUGGUCGGUCGAUGAUCCGUCUGACAUAGGAAUGCCUUAGAUUACGCCGAGGGGGUGGGACGGUUGUCACGAGUGAGUUCUAAAGCUGCGAAACGGUCGUUACGACGAGUGCACGAAUCCGUGGACGUACUCUUGGCAUCUGAAGCCCGGUCGAAAUCGCACAUGUUAAAAACGGCCAGAAACCGCGCGAGUUUUAAGAGUUAUUUUUGCUGCUGGAGACAUGAUUUCUGGACUGCAGCGUUGCACGAAAGUGGUUCAAACUCGUUCAGAUGGAUGCUCUAUACAUCUUACAGCCCGCUGAAAGCCGCUCUAAACUACGGUCCCAAUGCAAGCUAUAUUUUGCCGUUCGCACCCCUCCUAUACCAGUGUCCCCAUAAGGGACGUCCGUAGAGUCUGCAGCUAGGGUAAAUACAUAGUAACCAAGUAAGUCGACCAUGUAAAUGACAAUGGAU